Mya arenaria is the source of this 760-nucleotide messenger RNA. RefSeq names its product sushi, von Willebrand factor type A, EGF and pentraxin domain-containing protein 1-like. The transcript is spliced from 5 exons. Bases 38 to 760 code for a protein of 240 amino acids. The record is from RefSeq and is a predicted model, not a curated record. NCBI's taxonomy places the organism in Eukaryota, Metazoa, Mollusca, Bivalvia, Myida, Myidae.
UCGUUGGAACCCAACUUCAUCUUCAGGGAAGUGUAAAAUGUUCGAUCAUGAAAACACGAUGUAUACAUCAUCCGCGGAAAGGUGGCAAGCGUGGACAACGUGCCAAAUAUCCUGCUUAGAAUUUGUCCUAUCGAAACACCCAAGCAGAAACGUCAACCACACCUACGAGACUGUCAGCACACCUGACGAGAGCGCGUGUUUUCUGGCAUGUUUCGACAUUCCAUACUGCCGCACAUUUCGGUAUUCAAGCGGUACUUGCUACAUAUACACAUGCGGAGAUGAUUGUGUGACGUCAUAUUUGAUUUCCGGGUCGUUCGACAUAUAUCAUCGAACGUGUACUCAAGAAUGCCCUGUAAUAACCAACACCACUGAAUACACAGUAAAAAUGUCAGGGUUCAGUCCGGGUGAUACUCUUGAAACAACUUGCAAUUCCGGCUACGAACACUCCUCAGGAGAUGUCAUAAGGACCUGCCUAGCAGAUUAUGCGUGGGACGGACUGACGGCCGUUUGUAGUCCAGUAUAUUGCGACAAACCUCCGACCAUUGCGAAUGCAUCAUAUACGCUUUCAUCCGGAACAACAGUUGCCGAAAGCUCUGUAUCUUACACUUGGCAAAGUACAGUGGAAUAUGCCUGUAACGAUGGGUUCACUCUAAACGGCGAUCCCAUGAUGGAAUGUUCGGCUGGCGGUGAUUGGAUUGGCAGCGUGGACAAUGGAUCGGAACCCUUCCCGUCUGCAGCGAAGUUUAUUGUUCAGCGCUAA